UAGCAGGUCCCAGACAGCAAAGGAGGCACAAGGAAGGGGCAGCUUCAGGAUGGAGCCCUCUGGGAUGAAGCUCCUAAAGGUGUCCUCUCCCGACUUCUUGCCCAGAGACCAGCCCUUCACCAUGCAGUUUCCUGGCCCGCCCUCUCCACCCGGGUCUCCUGCCCUCCCUGGGCUCUCUCCGCCCGGAUCUCCUCCUGCCCGCUCCAGGCGCUCCGAUAUCAUCCCCUACACGCCGCCGCCGUCCCCCGGCCUCACGGGCCGCCUGCCCCCCAUCGUCAAACAGUACCAGGAGCGCGGCCAAAGGGAGCAGGCAGAGGGGUAUUCCCGCAGAUCCCCCAUGUACUGUGGGGGCCGGCACACCAGCAUCUGCCCAGUGCAGCCGAUGGAGCCCCUCCUCCCAGACCCCAGCAAGCCCGGCGUGUUUGACCUGGUGGGCAGGGAUGGAAUCGUCUACCGGGGCCGGCAGUGCAGGAGGACUCCUAUGGGGUCCUGGAUGGAAGGAGCAACCUAUUCCAAUCUGCAGUAAAGAGCUACAAGCAGCCAAGCA
This is a messenger RNA of Manacus vitellinus (golden-collared manakin), 547 nucleotides long. RefSeq names its product collagen alpha-2(IX) chain-like. The coding region runs from base 50 to 526 and encodes 158 amino acids. The record is from RefSeq and is a predicted model, not a curated record. The transcript has 5 exons. Lineage: Eukaryota; Metazoa; Chordata; Aves; Passeriformes; Pipridae.